Molecule: messenger RNA, 768 nt
Organism: Acanthoscelides obtectus
Lineage: Eukaryota; Metazoa; Arthropoda; Insecta; Coleoptera; Chrysomelidae
Source: the annotation of a GenBank genome assembly
AUGGCAAGGCUUGAUCCUUCGAAUUUUUUGCAAAGACAAUCACAUUUUGUUCAUCAGCCUCACACUUCAACCUUCGUACCAGCCUCUUUACCUUCACCAGGUUCAGCAGCUUCGUCUAGACCAUCAUCAAGUUUUUCUAAUUCUCAGUACUUUGUACAACCCACCAAUUUGUCACAGAGUAUUACAACACAUCAACAAUCAGAGCAUUCAUCCACACCAUCACAUAUUUAUGACACUGCUCAAUCAUACCUUUCGAAUUUUACAGACUCUACAGAAAUAAUACGCGCAGAUGCUCCCACAGUCUCGGUUCCCCCGGUUCGGCUUGGCUGCGCUGCUCAUUCUUCGCUCAGCAGCCGUUCGAUAUGGAGGUUACCACUGUUGAUCCCGCCAAGUGGAGAUUCAUUCCGCAGUUCAUUUCUUGCAUACCAAAGGGACUCCACCCGUGGAUAUUCAUCGUCAGUCGACAGAUGUGCAUGGCAACAAGUGUAUGUCCGUUCCACACAUCCAAAAGUGGUGCAAGAGUUUAAUGCCGGUAUAAAUAAAGUUCGCGAUAAAGAACUUAGUGGACAACUGUCAGUCUUGGAGGCGGUUAUUGAGAUGGUUCAAUGUGAAUUGAUUCAAAACAGGAGGAUCGCCGUCCGGGAACUUGUUGCUCAGAUUCCUGGGAGAUGGUGUUCCUCCUAUUCCACAUCACGUUGGAUCAUUUGGAUAACCGCUUCCGUGACUGACAGUCGGCCCCUCCGUUCUUCAUCGUGGUCUUCUUAUUGA